AUGGCACGUAUUGAUAAUAAAAAAGUAGAAUUUGUUCAUCGAGAAAGUGAAUCAGAUUGUCGAACAUUCAGAACUGGAUCUAUGGGAGAAAAAGAACAACAUAUAAGUCGGUUUCGUCGAUUAACAUCUGGUAGUCUUCGUCAUAAAAGUCGUGGUAGUCAAGUACCAUUAAUAAAAACCGAUUUUAUUGAACCUGUACAUAAUAUAGAUCCAUUACAUACAUACUUUAAUUCUGAUACUGAAGUAAGUGACUCAGGUGUACCUCGAAUAAAUGAUAACUCUUAUAUCAGUAAUACACGUAGACCUAAAAGAUACCGACGUUCAUGUCGUUCUGCUUAUGAAACACCUAAUUAUUCUACUGCUUUAGGACCAUUAAGAGAAAAACAUAAGCUUAGUCCAUUGGAACGUAUAUUUUUAGAAGCAGCAGAGCGAGGUGAUAAAUCUACCCUGAUCCGAUGUUUAUCAUUUUCAAGUGGUGUAAAUGUAAAUUGUGUUAACAUGUUGGGUCGUACAGCAAUUCAAAUUGCAGUUGAUAAUGAAAACAUUGAAUUAGUUGAAUUACUUCUUGAACAACCUGGUAUAGAAAUUGGUGAUGCAAUAUUGUAUGCUAUUCAAGAAGGUGUUUAUCGAAUAGUUGAAAUGUUAAUUGAUCAUCCAUCAAUCACUAAAGAAAUGUUAGGUACAUCGUGGACAACACAGUGUAUUGGAAUCGGUAAGCGAGAAGAAGAGAGUCAUGACUUUUCUGCUGAUAUUUCUCCAGUUAUGUUGGCUGCAAUCUGUAAUCAAUUUGAAAUUUUACAAUUGCUUAUAAAUCGUGGUGCCAGAAUAGAAGAACCACAUAAAUCAUCAUGUUCCUGUGAACAUUGUCAUCGACUACUUACAGAUGAUCCAUUGAAGCAUACUCUUCAAAGAAUAAAUACAUAUAGAGCACUUGCUAGUCCAGCAUGGAUAUCGUUGACAUCUCCUGACCCUAUACUAACUGCAUUCGAAUUAUCUUCAGAGCUUCUUCAUUUGGCAUCACGUGAAAAUGAGUUCAAAGAAACAUUCUUAUCAUUAUGUGAACAAUGUAGGAAAUAUGCUUGUGAUUUAUUAGAUCUAUGCAGAGGAACAGGUGAAGUUGUCGCUGUACUCAGUAAAGGGACUGAUAGCGAUGAAAGUCUAAGUGAUAUUAGCAGUGACGAGUCAGAUGAUCUACAAGGAGUAAUAAAAACACACAAUCUGUUUCCACCUACAAAUCAUAUUUCUACAUCUUAUUACUCUCCAAAUCGCCAAAUUCAUCAAACAAAUCGUAGCCAUCUUGAUCUAAUAAAUAAUCAAUCUGAAAAUAAUCAAAAUUAUUUAAAUAAUGGAAAUGAUUGGCGUGAAUUAUUAGAUAGAACAUAUAUUUCUAAAAAACGACAUCAUAGACGUUAUACAACAUGGAAUCAUCCUACUUAUUCAUGUGCAAAAUUUAAUCAAACAUUAAGUAUAGAAAGUUCAAAUCAUGAUGAAAUAAAUAGUAAUGAAAAUUUACAUCCAUCUACUAGUAAAAUUAAUGAAUUAUAUGAUCCAGAUAAUCAACUUACUUAUAAAGAUCAUUUAGAAACAACAAAUAAUGUAUAUUCAUCUACCAGAUCACCUAUAACAUUCAAUAAUAAUAAUAAUAAUAAUAAUACUUCUAGUUUGUAUCCAUGUAAUAUAAAAGAAAACAAUGAUACUAAUAGUAAUAUUAUAAUAAAACCCAAUUCAAAUGAGAAUGUAUCAACAAUGUUAAUGACAUCAGAACCAUGUUCAUCUAUAUUUUUUGAACGUAAACGUAAUAGUUUCGAUUGGGAAUCACCAAUAUGUAGUUUUAAUCAACAAACUCAAUUAAAUAAUAAUAAUUAUAAUACAAUAAAUUCAAAACAAACUAUAUUCAAAGGAAAUAAAUCAACUCAUCAUUCAAUAUGUUGUUGUUGUUGUAAUUGUUGUUAUUCAUCUAAUUAUAAUGAUUAUCAUUGUUCAAAAUCAUCCAUUAAGAAUAGUAAUGUCAAUCGUUUAAGUAUUAAUAAUAAUAAAUCAUCCACUUCGCAAUUGGAAACUAUUGAAACAUCUGAUAUUAUUGGUAUUAGACAACAGAGGAAAUUUUAUUCAUUUAAAUUAGAUCGUUUAAAAUUAGCCAUUAAACAUGAACAGAAAAAAUUCGUUGCUCAUCCACAUUGUCAACAUCUUUUAACCACCUUAUGGUAUGAUCAAUUACCUGGUUGGCGUAAACGUCAUCCAUUUACAAAACUAUUUCUUUGCUUUUGUUUCAUAAUUGCAUUGCCAAUAUUAGCUCCGACAUAUUUAAUUCAUCCACAUGGAUGUGUUGGCCAGUUGAUGCGAAGUCCAUUGAUAAAAUUUAUUAAUCAUAGCGCAUCAUUUGCAAUUUUUAUAUUCCUACUUUUGAUUGCAUCAACUGAUACAUUAACGAAAACAGAUUUACAAAGACGUAGUGAAAUUCGUGGACCAGAUCCAAAUGUUAUUGAAAUGUUAAUAUUAUGGUGGGUAAUUGGAUUUGUAUGGAGUGAAAUGAAACAAAUAUGGGAAGAAGGUCUUAAAGCUUAUGUUCGUCAAUGGUGGAAUUGGUUAGAUUUCUUAAUGCUUGGACUUUAUUUGACUACUGUUGCACUUCGUGUUGUUGCAGUCAUAUUACGCAAAACUAAUCAAUAUGGGACAGAACCAUUACCACGUAAUCAAUGGCCUGAAACAGAUCCAACUUUACUCAGUGAAGCAUUAUUUUCUAUUGCACAUAUAUUUAGUUUUGCAAGAAUUAUAUUUCUAUUUCAAAUUAAUGAACACCUUGGACCAUUACAAAUUUCACUUGGAAAUAUGUUAAUUGAUAUUACAAAAUUCAUUUUCAUCUUUCUCUUAGUAAUUUCUUCCUUUGCUUGUGGUCUUCAUCAAUUGUAUUAUUAUUAUCUUUCAAAUGAAGAAGACAAUAGACCACGUGCAUUUAGUUCACUUGUCAGUUCAUAUCGUACAUUAUUUUGGCAUUUAUUUGGAAGCAGUCAAUCGGGUAAUUUUGAAGUGACAUUUGUAAAUAAAACCAGCGGUGAACGUGAACGUAUGGAAUCAGCUAGGAAUACGAUGGUUGUAGGUGAAAUCCUACUAUUAAUUUAUCAUGCGAUGGCAAUUAUAGUCUUAGUAAAUAUGUUAAUUGCUAUGAUGUCUAAUUCAUUUCAAACUAUACAGAAUCAUGCAGAUACAGAAUGGAAAUUCGCUCGAAGUAAACUAUGGGUUGGUUAUUUUGAUGAAGGAUCAACGCUUCCACCACCAUUGAAUACAAUUAUAAGUCCUAAAUCUAUAAUCAGAUUCUUGUGUGGUAUAUUUCAUUUUAUAAUCUUAUUAAUAAAAAAAUGUCGAAAUUGUAAACUGUCAAGAAAUACCAAUAGUAAUAGUAAUAAACAUAAACAGACAAAAUUAAACACAUUGAAUCUUCAUUCAAAUCAACAAAAUAGUCAAACAGAAUGGGAUAUUGAAAUUCAAGAAACAAAUACAAAUGGAAUUUUUUCCAAUCUUGAUGUCAUGAAUAAACAAAAACAACAGUCUAUAAAAGAAACGAAACAAAGUAAACGAAAAACCUUUUAUCAGACAGUUAUGCGUCGACUCGUAAGAAGAUAUAUACAUCAAUCGAAGAAAACAAUGAGACAAGAUGGAGUGAAUGAAGAUGAUCUAUUGGAAAUUAAACAGGAUAUAUCAAGUUUAAGAUUUGAAAUACGUGAAGAUAGAAAACGGGAAGUUGUACGUGCUGUUUGUCAAUUAGAAAGUUUAAAACAAGAACUUGUUGGUGAAUUAAGUAAACAAAAUUCAAUAUUACAAAAUAUUCUCUUACCGUAUAAUGUUGCUACUGCUGCUUCUUCUUCUUCUUCUACUACUAAUACCACUACUCCUAUCACUACAAAUUGUACAAUAUCAUCUUAUCAAAAUGCAAUUACUUCUAUUCAACAAACACUACCAAAAUCUGAAAUUGAAUUACCAUUAUCAGUCAAUAUUCAAAAAAAGCAUUCAUUACAACAUUAUAGUUCAAUGAGUAAUACUACUGAUCAAAUAUUAGAUUCAAUGAAUUCUAAAAUAAAAGAUUCUAAAAAGAAAUAUUCAUUAAAUUAUGAUAAAGAUAUUAAUUAUUUAACAAAAAUGAAUGAAAUAUUAUUUGAUUAUUCAUGGUUACCUAAUAAACACAAUAAAAUUAAUACAGUUAAAGGAUUAUAUAUAGAUGAUUGGUAUCAUUUUAAAAAUGAAAUCAAAAUUGGAUUAAAAGAAGAACUCGUUUCAUUAAUUAAAAAUAAAUAUCUAAUAGUGAAUAAUGAAAAAUUAUUAAAUGAAUUAGAAACUACUAAUAAUAAUGAUAUUAGUAAUCAAAUUGUAUCAACAUCAUACAAUUCAUUGACAAAUGAAAAUAAAUUAGAUAUUAUUCAGAAUAAAAUUUGUAAUAAACAUUCUGAAAAAACAUUUCCAAGAUUUACACAAACAAAUUAUAACUUUAGAAGAAAUUCUAGACAGAAUGAUAAUAAUACUGAAGAAAUAAAACUAUCACAUUCAAAAUAUCCAGACAAUAUCGAAGAGAAAUCAUCCUGUUCAACAUUCAAAUUAUCAUCAUCAUCAUCAUCAUCACCCCCUCGAUCAUCUGUUCCAAACGAGACUCUAUCAUCAGCAUUAAUACCAUCGUCAUCAUCACGAUCCCAUGAUCAAUACCUUAUAGCUAGUACAAAUAAAGCAAUGAAAAAUAUAAACAUAUCAAAUACCUCACGUAUUAUACCUACUGUAUCCCCAACUCCGACUAAUAUCACUACUACUAAUAAUAGUAGCAGUAGCAGACAUCGUAACAACAAACUACCAAGAGACGAACAUAAUAUUGAUAAAAAUGAAGGAAUAAUCAAAAUCUAUGAAACUUCUAAUAUCCAUUACGAAGAUGAUAGUAGUAGUUCAACAAUUAGGAAGUGAUCAUAUAUUUUCUGUCAUAAAUCAAUAAGUGAUUUUAAAAGAUUAUUACCAUUAUUAUUAUUAUUUCAAUAACGAUCAUGAUCACCUGUAAACAACAUCUAUUUUAUUUUCAAUUAUUAAAAGAGAAAUUUUUCUGAAAAGAAAAUAAAGCUGAAUAUUUAUUAGCUAUAAGAAAUACUUCAAAGAUAGAAUUCUAUUCAUUGUAUCCUGUAAAAUAAUUUAAUACACAAACUUUAAAGAUUCUUUUCAUUUUUUUAAAAAAAAAACAAAAGAAAACAAAAAUGGGAUACUACAUUGAUAAAUAUUAGUUUGUAUAUUUUACAGACUAACAUAAAUGAAUCUACCUUAACAGUAUGAAAAAUUAAAAUAAAACGCCUGAAUAUAUAACAAUAAUUUACAUAAAUUACAUAUAACAUAAAUGUUUCAUUUCAAUUAUUCAUUUAUAGUAUGAUUAUUUUCUUUAUCAAAGUAAUAUAAUAGAAACAGAAAAUUAACAAGAAACUAAUGAGCGUUUUAAUGUAAUAAAUAAAUAAAUCAGAACCUAAUCAUUAUAACUUUGGUUUUAUACUACCUAAAUUCUGUUAGUAGUAUGAUUCUGGCAAACAAAUUAAUGGAAUGAUAAUACCUGACAACUGACAAGCAAUAAUCUGCAAAUAUUCAUUGAUGAUUAGUUUUAAUUAAAAAGCUGAAUUAUGAAAAAUUCGAUAUCUCUGAGUUACAUAAAGUAUAUUUAGUAGGACAGUUGUGGUGUGUGUAUGCUACUUAUAUCGAUAUAAGUAGUAUAUAAUGCGAAUCAGGAAUAGAAUAACUGGAAGCAGAAGAUUGAGAAGGAAAGAACGGGAACAGUGUUUGGUAUGAAAAUGAAGGAACAGUGAAAUAUGGGAUGAAUGAUUAACAUCUGCAAAGAAACACUCAAGUUUAACAAAAUUGAUCGAUAUUUUUCAUAUCAAUUAUUUACUGUAUGGCUCUCGGAUUUUAGUAAGGUGUUCUGUAAUUUUGUGUACCAAUACAUUUGUCUGUCCCC
Schistosoma curassoni is the source of this 5965-nucleotide messenger RNA. Lineage: Eukaryota; Metazoa; Platyhelminthes; Trematoda; Strigeidida; Schistosomatidae. The record is from the annotation of a GenBank genome assembly.